AUGUUACCACUCAUGCUUCUUGGCGCCCUGGCGCCAAGUGUUCAAGCCGUUGCCCUGACCAAGGGUAACACGACCUUUGAGCAACAGUGCGCCUCUUUUGCAACUUCUCUACGUAUCAACGGGGCCAACUCCACCGCCUCCGAGUACGUCCCAGCAGGAACCACCUUGCAGUUCCCGAACGCGGAUCCCACUUGCAGUCGUCCCUCUCAGAAUGUCACGGCCAACAUCUGCCGUGUCACCGCGCGCAUCGCUACCUCGCCUCGCUCUGGUCUCAAGUUCGAAGCUUGGCUGCCCGAGAACUGGACCGGCCGCUUCCUCAGCACCGGCAACGGCGCCCUCGGUGGCUGCGUUCAGUACGAGGAUCUCGCGUAUGCGUCUUCCCUUGGCUUCGCUUCCGUGGCCACCAACAACGGCCACGAUGGCAUGAGCGGACUCCCGUUCCUGAACAACGAGGAUGUGAUCGAGGACUUCGUGUACCGCGCCCUGACGACUGGUGUCGUCGUCGGCAAGGACGUUACCAAGUCGUUCUACAAUAAGCCCCAUACGAAGAGCUACUAUCUCGGCUGUUCUACUGGAGGCCGUCAGGGCUUCAAGCAGGCUCAGGCUUUCCCCGAGAACUUUGACGGCAUCGUCGCCGGAGCGCCGGCCUUCUCCUUCAACAAUCUCACCUCCUGGAGUUGCCACUUCCUUCCCCUCACCGGCCAGCAGGGCGCGGACACCUUCAUUCCCAUGACCAUGUGGCCGACUAUCCACGAUGAUAUCCUGGCCCAGUGCGACGAGCUGGACGGCGUCAAGGACGGCUUCCUCGAGUCCCCCGACCUCUGCGACUACAAGCCUGAAAGCCUCCUCUGCGGCGUCAACAGCAACCAGACAGACGCCUGCCUCACCCAGAAGCAGGUUGAGACCCUCCGUGGCAUCUACGCGCCCCUGAUCGACGCCUCUGGCGACCUCGUCUACCCGCGCAUGCAACCCGGCGCCGAGCUCAGCGGCGCACCGCAGACCUACUUCAACGGACAGCCCUUUGGUGCCUCUGACUGGUUCAAGUACGCGAUCCUGAACGAUUCGACCUGGGACCCGGCCACGAUUACUCCCGAGGACUAUGUGCGCUCAUCGAGCCUGAACCUCUUCAACGUCGAGACCUGGGACGGCGACCUGUCCCCUUUCCAGAACCGCGGUGGAAAGCUCCUGCACUACCACGGCCUCAUCGACGGCACGAUCUCCAGCGAUAACUCGCCCAGGUACUACGAGCACGUGUCUCAGACGAUGGGUCUGGCCCCAGCCGAGCUGGAUGAGUUUUACCGUCUGUUCCGUAUUUCCGGCCUUGCUCACUGCAGUGGUGGCACCGGAGCUGCGUUCAUCGGUAACCAGGCCAAGAACAUGGCGAGCCUUGACCCUGAGGAGAACGUCCUCAUGGCUAUGGUCCGCUGGGUCGAGGAAGGUGUUGCCCCUGAGACUGUUACCGGCACCGCUUUUGUGAACAACACGGUGAGCGCUGGCGUCGACUACAAGCGUCGCCACUGCCGCUGGCCGACACGUAAUGUCUUUAAGGGAACUGGGGACUACAAGGAUGAGAACAACUGGGAAUGUGUGCCGAUCUAA
Molecule: messenger RNA, 1599 nt
Organism: Colletotrichum abscissum
Lineage: Eukaryota; Fungi; Ascomycota; Sordariomycetes; Glomerellales; Glomerellaceae
Product: tannase and feruloyl esterase
Exons: 1
Coding region: 1-1599 (532 amino acids)
Source: RefSeq, a predicted model, not a curated record